AUGUGUGACGAAGAUAAGGAAUAUAUAAGAAGAGCGGAGGAAGGACUGCAGUUAGAAAAGAAUCGCUUACGUCUUGGUGAGGAGUAUUUUGCGCUAAAGGAGAAAAUUAAGGCUGACAGGGUUCGGCUCCGAACUGAAUUAUCUAGUCUAGUGGAUCUCUACGAAUGCCAAGUGGAGGUGGCUGAGUCGGCGCUGGAUCGUUUGAAUCGAGCGAAGAUAGGGUACUUUGGGUUAUGUAGCCACGAUGAACCUUUAGCGGCUCGAAAAAGGUUAUUCAAUAUCAUGCGUGAUAUUGAAUCCGUUCGAAAUAUGGCGGAUGGGAUCACGAAGGUCAUGGAGGAACUUACAGAGGAAUAUAAGACGUGGAGACGCGGACUGUAA
Messenger RNA from Cooperia oncophora, 381 nucleotides. The record is from the annotation of a GenBank genome assembly. NCBI's taxonomy places the organism in Eukaryota, Metazoa, Nematoda, Chromadorea, Rhabditida, Trichostrongylidae.